This is a messenger RNA of Mytilus trossulus (common blue mussel), 3072 nucleotides long. RefSeq lists its product as uncharacterized. The record is from RefSeq and is a predicted model, not a curated record. The coding region runs from base 194 to 2863 and encodes 889 amino acids. Gene Ontology annotation, molecular function: oxidoreductase activity. NCBI's taxonomy places the organism in Eukaryota, Metazoa, Mollusca, Bivalvia, Mytilida, Mytilidae. The transcript has 5 exons.
GAACAUGUUCCGUUCGAUUGAUUUCACCAAGAGGUGCUGGCUCGCCGCUUGAGAAUUAUAUCCGGCCGAGUAGCAUAAUUCUUGGAUUUACGAAUUCCAAAACAAUCCACAAAGGAUUUAAAAACUAUUUUCCAACGGAUUAUGUUUUAUAUUGUGGAAUUCGGCAAAGAAGAACACUAAAGUACACUAAAAGAUGAUAAAAGGAAUUCUGGUCAUUGGAUACAUUUUAUCAUUAUUCAGUCUUUGUUGUGCUCUGGUAGAAGAAAUCAAGCCGCCCGAUGAAUUUUCAGCAUGUCUAAAAGAAAGAUUGGCAAAAAAUGAUCCAACACACACAACUUAUGAAUCACUUAAUAAUUUCUGUAUAAGUAGCAAUCGAAAUAAGCAAACAGCUAAAAUAGAAGGUCAGCAUUUAAAUAUAUCAGUAGAGACUGUUAACUGGAUUAAUGAACUUCUGCGCAUGUCGGAAGUAGAUAUAGAUAUACACGAACGAGCAAAACGUCAAGCUACAAAUGAUACUAAUAUUCCUAUCCCGCCAUAUUUACAGUUCGUUUUUCCAAGCCAAUUUGGUACUCCAUUAUAUCCCAGUUUUUCUAGUAACACAGCAAACCAAGCUCAGCAACAAAAUACUGCACAGCAAUCCCAGAGUAACGUGCAAGGUCAGCAGACGAUAGUACAACCAGCCUCGGUUCAGCAGAAUCCACAAUUACCUGUACAAAACAAUGUUCAAACCCCUCAAAUACAAGCACAGGUACCACAAAACACACAGAACCAGUUUCAAAACGUACAGGUUCCAGCUCAAGGACCACAGGUUCCCUUUCAACGGCCACAGAUUCCAGUUCAAAAUCUACAAUCGGGACAGGGUCCCGCAGUUCAAAAUUUUCAGCCAGGCCAAAGUCCAGCAAUUCAAAAUCUACAAGCGGUUCAAAAUCUACAACCGGUUCAAAAUCCUGCAAUUCAAAAUAUACAACAGGGUCAAAAUCCUGCAAUUCAAAAUUUUCAGCCAGCCCAAGCUCCCGGUAAUCAAUUCGCUGCUGGAACACAGUUUCGACAACCACAGGUAGUAAGACCACCAGUCCAACAAGUUAGACAGCCACCUAGAAGACAGCUACGGGUACGAAAAGAGUACAGACGUCUCACAGACCAAGAGCGUGCCAGAUACCACAGGGCGAUUCUAAUGAUGAAAGCCGAUACGAGUGUUCCACCUAAUAGAUACGAUGCCCUAGGUCUUAUUCAUUUCCGAAUGGUUGACAACAUACAUCAUGGCGGUGCCUUUUUAGCAUGGCAUAGAAUUUUCAUAACAAUAUUUGAAAAUGCCCUUCGACAGAAAGUGCCAGGUGUAACACUUCCUUAUUUCGAUUCGACAAUGGAUGAAGCUAUGGUAGACGAGACUCGAUCGAUCAUGUUUUCACCCUCUUUUCUUGGGAAUGGAAAUGGUUUGGUGACAAGUGGUCCUUUUGCCUACUGGCAGACACCAUCGGGUCCACUGAUAAGAAAUACUGGCAACCCUGGUGGGAGUCUAUUCUCAAAAGACGAAAUUCGGAGAAUUUUAACAAGAAAUAGAAUUUCAGAAAUUUUGGAACCUGGUGCUACGAACCAAUUCAAUCUUGAGAAUAUACAUGGUGAUGUUCAUACCUGGAUUGGAGGUCAAAUGGAACCAAUGGAAACAUCAGCUUUUGACCCUAUUUUCUACAUGCAUCAUGCAUUCGUUGAUUAUGUUUGGGAAAUAUUCAGAGGUAAUCAAAGACGGAAUGGUAUCAACCCUACUCAAGAUUAUCCACAGAAUUAUGGCCCUGAAUCCCAUGGACCAAUGACUUCAACUGGAUUCGGCAACUUAGUCAAUUCUUUUGGUUUAAGCGAUAUGUUUACGUCAGAGGUUUACACUUACGAGCCUAAUCCCUCAUGUUCUUUUAAUAAUGCAAAUUGUGGAUCCAACUAUUUGACCUGUGACAUAUCCAGUGGCACUCCAACAUGUAUUCCAAUAACAUCUGGGGGACCGCCGAAUGGACCACCCCCAGGUCCUCCGAUGGCACCAGGCGGUUUUGGCGGGGUUAAUGGACCAAUGCUUCCUGGUUUUAUGCCAAAUGCAUUCGGAGGAAGAAAGAAGCGAGCUGUGGAAAAAAUUGCAAAAAUGAAAGCCAAGCGUCAAUUGAAAGUAAAUCAGACGUCAACACUGAAAAGUCCAUUUAGUAGUGAUAAUGAAUGCUAUGUUCCUUCAGAUUCAAGCCAGAACACAUUUGCAAUUGACGAAAAAUCCGAUACAAGGAAAUGGGUCUUCAUCCCAAUCAAGAUAGUUAGUAAACGAUCACCCGAAAGUAAAAAUUUCAAAGCUUUUCCGAUUUAUGAUGGUGUUCCUGCAAGGGAUUUUGAUAUAUAUAGUCCAGAGUCGUACCCAGAGAUCAGUUCUUACUUUCAAGAUGAGGUUAUGCUGCAAUCAAAAAGAUGUAUACAGUCAAUAGGAAAAGGCAAAUCUGUAGGUCGUAUUCAUAUCCGUUCGGAUGGUCUCAACUACCGUGGUACCUACGACGAAUACGUCAUCGUUGACCUUCGACAAGCUUUCAUGGAAUCAAUGACUUAUAUUGCAUUGCGAAAUCCAGACAAAGAAUAUUCAGAGGUUCUAAUUUCAGCAUACGAUUCUUGUGGAAGAAAGUGUAAAGCUUUCUGUCGAAAUGAGGAAGGGGAUACAUUAGGAUUCCAUGAAUGUGCGGGCUCCAUCCGGGUCACAAAUCGAGCACCGUACGGUUUCGGGAAGAAUUACGGAUCAGCUGUUGACAUGUCAUGGAAUAUAAAAAGCAAAGCAUCCAUUCCAGAAUUUAAGAACGAUUCAGUUCAUGUUCAGUUUUUCUGUGAUCAUCAUGAAUACUAAUAUAUUUAUGUGUUGGGGUACAACUUAAAAAUUAGAAGAAACAAUAAAAUUAGGUACAUAUUAACCAGAUUCGGCCGCUUCUUAUCCUUUAAGUUACUUACUUGUAAAACUAGACAAAUUCAAUUACAGUACUGCUCAAUAAACUUUGUUGUUAGUUAAAUGGUGCUUUUAAAGCUAUAUCCUUCCAAAUAGAUCUUAUUUUUAUUUUA